This is a messenger RNA of Microplitis demolitor, 4761 nucleotides long. RefSeq lists its product as uncharacterized. Gene Ontology annotation, biological process: protein phosphorylation; mitotic cell cycle; intracellular signal transduction. Gene Ontology annotation, molecular function: ATP binding; histone H3T3 kinase activity. Gene Ontology annotation, cellular component: cytoplasm; nucleus. Lineage: Eukaryota; Metazoa; Arthropoda; Insecta; Hymenoptera; Braconidae. The transcript has 12 exons. The record is from RefSeq and is a predicted model, not a curated record. Bases 353 to 4753 code for a protein of 1466 amino acids.
CUUGAAUAUUAAUAAAAUAGUUAUCGCAAAGAUAUAAAUGUAUAAAUUAUCAAUGGAGUUGUAACAGUAAAAUCCGUUGUAGAUGUCAGUAUCGGCUGGGCGAAGAAUUGUAACCUCUCUUUUUUGACAGCCAAUCAAAUAAAUAAUUAAACAACACUACAUGCGAUAUUUAUAAUAAAAUAUAUAAGUAUUUGUAACUAAUAAUAGUUGACACCGAUUGUAAAAAGUUUAACAAUAAUCAAUAAAAUACAAAAUAAUAAACUAGAUACUGGAAUAAUAUUAGAUUUAUUUAAAUGUCAAGAGAAAGUUUAUUUAUUUUUAAUUGUCGGCAGUAAGUCAAAAAAAUAUAAUAAUGUUUCAAAAACCUGUAAAAACCUACGGGAAGAAAACCCAGCCAGUAACAUCAUCAUUUGGUCCAGAGUUGAUGAAAUUAUAUACGAAACGCACAUUUGUACCUAUUACUCCAGAUUCGAGUAUUGAUUUUGAUGAAUAUUUAAAUAAAUCAGCUAAUGAUUCAAAUGAUCGGAAUCCAUUUGAAUCAACCUUUGACAGAGUUGUCAAAAGUGCUAAAUUACCAGCAACAGUUGAUCCGAAUCUUCAGCUCGUUGACAGCACUACGGAUUCAAGUGAAGAACCGCUGGAAUUAAUUCCCAUUGAUGGUGAAGUCUCUAGAUCUAAUUCAGAUGAUUUUCGUAAUGAAACGGCAGCGGAAACAGAAGCUACCAAACAUGGGACAGAUAAAAAAACGUCAGAUGUAAAUAAAUCACAACCAACGAUUCAGAGUCUGGUGGAUUCUGAGUCAAUAGAAUCCAUUGGUAUCAAUGAUCAUGAAGCACAAAACUCUAGCAUUGAUUCCGAUGAUAAUUUGCACAAACCGGCUGGUAAUCAAUCGAGUGAUCAAAGUCCACUUGAAUAUUCGAGUGAAAGUACCAAAUUACCCGCAACUUCACCGCAUGAUCUAAAUCCACAGUUUGUUGAUACCACGACAGAUUCAAACGAAGAGUCAUUUGAGUUUAUUCCGAUUGAUAAUCCAGAAGUACAGAUAAAUAUAAACGAUAAGCGUAAAUAUAAGGCUAGUAAUUUAGUUGAUAAUAAGAAAGAAGAUAAAACUGCUAAAAGUUCGCAAGCGAAGACACGUGUGAGGAAACGGCAAAUUAAAAAUAUUGGUAAAGACAGCAGUGACAGCGAUGCCAGUGCCAAGUCAUCCCCGGUACGGAAAACGAGACGUGCGGUCAAUAAAAUUUAUAAUAGAGUUUCCAGAGACAGAGCUGGAUCUCUAGAAGACAAAAAUCAAAUUGUCUGUAAGAAAGUUACGGGUGUGAAUGAGUUGAAAGAUUGUUGUGUUAAGUUGACGCGACUGGAGUUGAAGGAAAAUAGAUUUAAUAAUAACAAUGUUGAUGAAUUUAAUUCUGUGCAUAGUGACGAUUGUCGGGGUGAUGAUGCUAAUGAUGUAGAAGGCGAUGGUGAUGUUGACAGUGAUAUGAAAACGAAGGAAUGCCGGGUAAGAUUAUCGCGGUUGAAUAAUAAUUCAAAAUUAGGUUUGCAAGCGGAUUUAAUGCAGACUUUUUUGAGCAGCACACCUUGCGAUCACAGAGUUGGGUUCAAAAAGUUAAAGCCGACUGUGUCGCCGAUACAGUUACCUGGUAGUGAUAAAAAAAAUUUAACGGUACCGCCGACUAUUUUGUUGAAUGACAGCAACGAGUUAUUUGAAGAUGAGGAUGGACGCAGUCCGGCGAGAAAGAGUUCGAAGAAACUUUCGGAGUCUUCUGAAUCCGUGGUCGAGGACACAUUCAAUGAGCAGAAGAAGCCGGCUGGCAAAGUAAAGCUGAGGCUUGACACCGAGGAAGAGGCGAGUAUUAAAUCAGUUGAUUUAUUUUCUAGUUAUUCUGAUGAGCUAUCGAACAAAUCGGGUGAGAAUGACCCGAGUGUAGUAAACAGUACAGAUGAUAACGUAUUUGAGAGUAAAGAAUUUAAUGAAGACAAUGGAACCACCAGAAGCUCCUCACGGACGUUAAUUGAUCCGACUUUAUCAGUCGGACAGACUUCAGCUGAAGAUCCUGAUGAGGAGUCAGUUGAAAUUAAUCAAAAUAGUGUAAUUGACAGUUCACAGUCGUACGAAAUGGAUCAAAGGAGUUCGAUUGAUGACUCGGUGUUACUUGAAAUCGAUGAGGGAAAUAUGGUUGAUAAUUCACAAUCAUUUGGAAUCAGUCGGAGGAUGUCAAGUGCUGACACCAACUCAGAAGUUGAUCAAAAUAAAAAUUCGCAAUUAAUUCAAAUGGAUAAAAAAAAUUUGACAGCUGACUCAGAAGCAUCAGAAAUUAUUCAAGAUAAAUUUAUUGAAGAUUCAAAAUUAGUUGAAAUGGAUGAGAGAAGUUCAAUAGCUUAUUCAGAGCCAUCAGAAAUUAGUCAAGAUAAAUUUACUGGAAAUUCAAAAUUAUUGGAAAUGGAUCAGAGAAGUUCAAUAGCUUAUUCAGAGCCAUCAGGAAUAAGUCAAGAUAAAUUUAUUGAAGACUCAAAAUCAUUUAAAAUUGAUCAGCCUAGUUCUUUAAUUGAUGAAAAUUUAAUAAAUCAAAGUACGUCAGUUAAUAAUACUAGUUCAGUAAUUAUAAUAAAUGAAAAUUCGUCAUUAAUAGAAAAUAGGAUGUCAAUUACAGAAAACACUGCUGAUAAAAAUGACUUGAAUGAUUCAUCAGAAACAGACGAUGAUUACCAUUUAGUAGUAUCCAAUACAUCUUCCAAUAAAGAAGACGACAAUUCUCCAGAAGUGUCAAGCCAAGAAGAUGAUGAUAAGAAAGAUGAAGAGCAGACUGAGUGCAGUGAAAGUAAAAAUGUCAGUAUUAUAAAACCGUCAGAGCCGAUCGUACUUUUGGAGCGGAUUAAUAGCCUUGGACAUAUCACCAAAAGACGCAGAGAGUACCAGAGUUGGGCGCGGGAUUUAGGUGAUAUUGCGGAAAGCUCUGGGCUAGGGUUGUCUCACGUCGCAGAAGAAACGGAAAAAAUCCCUGAGCAUGUUAACCAAAGAAUAUCUCGAAGGAGAAAUGUCCGAAGUACCAAAACAACAUUACCAGUGAGAAGAAGUUCCCGUAUAAAAAGCGACCCCAGUGAACUGGAUGACCGACCCAAGAAAAGUAGGGUGGGAUUUUUGGAGCCGGUAUCUGAUCCCUUUGAUGAGGAUGACAAGAAUGAUGAUGCCAAAGUCUUGUACUUAAAACCGGGAAAAUCUUGGGCCCGUUCGCUGUCUAUUUUAAAUAACAUACGCAAAGAAGAGGAUCUCGACUCUAUGUCUACCGGAAACAAAGGAAAGAAAUGGAGACAGAGCGUUCGAAAUGUCUUGAGCAUGCAGCGACAGAGUGUUGUACAAAGUUGCGUAAAAGAUCAAGAAAAUGACAAGAGUGAACGGCAAACAUUUAACGACAAAUUGUUGGUAUCGAAACGCAGCAAUGCUCCAAAGGUAUCGAUAGUUAAUAAUAAUGAAGUUGAAUCUGGAGCCGGACGUUUUGUCAGACGUAUGUCAAUACGCGUUGUACCUAAUAGCAAUAAGUACAGUAUAGUAAAUGAUAAAAUUAUCAAAGACUCGUCAUUCCUCAAAGUCUUUGGUAUUUCGACUGAUAAAAAUGACGAAGUCAAAAAAAAAUCACUCGCGGCAAAAGAUUCUCUGGUUUAUCAAUUACGAUGUUCAAGUACACCAGCACUGGACGUCUUACCAGAACCAGUUUCUGCUAGAAAUGUUGUACUUCAACGAUGCGAUCAGACAGACAGUUUACCUUUCGAGGCAUGCUAUCCUGACUCAUAUUUAAAAUACUGCCGCAAAAUAGGAGAAGGAGUUUACGGCGAAGUGUUUCUCUAUGAUGAUAAAAAAGAUAAAUCUGUUAUUAAAAUAAUUCCUAUCGAAGGCAGCGAGCUCGUUAACGGCGAGCCGCAAAAAAAAUACGGGGAAAUUUUGUCUGAAAUAAUAAUUGCUAAAGAACUACACAAUUUAAGAUUUAAUAAAAUAUAUCAAACAAAUGGAUUUGUGGAAGUUAAAAAUAUAAGGUGCAUUGUUGGUAGAUAUCCAUAUAAAUUAUUAGAGUUAUGGGACACUUAUGAUGAGGAAAAAAAUUCGGAAAAUGAUUCCCCGAGUAUGUUUACCGAUGACCAGAUUUAUAUUGCACUAGAACUUGGUAACGGUGGUCAAGAUAUGGAAGCUUUCGUGUUCAAUAAUUCUGCUGAAGCCUACAUAACAUUCUUACAGGCGGCAUUGGCACUUGCGGUAGCGGAAAAGUCACUAGACUUUGAACAUCGUGACAUGCAUUGGGGAAAUAUUUUAAUUUCACGUACGAAUGAAAAACAAGUGUCUUGUCGACUCGGUAAUGAAGAAAUAAGUUUACAAUGUAAUGGUAUAAAAACAACAAUUAUCGAUUUCACGUUGUCAAGAAUGUCGUAUCAAGGAUGCUGUAUGUUCAAUGAUUUGUCUCUCGACCCGGCGUUAUUUACCGCUGUCGGUGAAUAUCAGUUUGAUAUUUACAGAUUGAUGAAAGAAAAAACAGAAAACAACUGGCAGUCAUUUGUACCUUACACAAACAUCCUCUGGCUACAUUACACUCUCGAUAAAAUGGUAACCGCUGUAAGGUAUAAGAAUGUAACAUCAAAAAUUCACAAACAGUCAAUCCAAAAACUCGAGGAAUUAAAAAGUUCAAUACUCGAGUACGAAAGUGCCUUUGAUUUUAUAUCUAAUUGUGAUAAGUUGACAAGUCUCAGACGCUCUAUUUGUUAAUUUAUCUC